UUCUUACACUCUUCCCAUUUGUCUGUAAGUCUGAAAGUGCGUAAAGAUCCAGAAGAUUACAACCGGGUUUCGUUUGUGUCAACAUGAUGAUAGAUUCAGAGAAACAAGCACGCACACUUUUUCCCCUUUGCUGAUAAUCAUUUGGAGAGGAAGAAGACGAAACAUCAAUCAAAACAGAGAGAUGAUGAUGAUGAUAAAGAGAAUAGAGCUGUGCAUCGAGAUUCUGAAGAUAGCGAUGGAGUUCGUGGUGGUUGUGGCGGGAGGCAUCGGGACUGUCCUUCAUCAGCAUCUCCCCCCCCCCCCUCCUCCCCCG
Molecule: messenger RNA, 313 nt
Organism: Tarenaya hassleriana
Lineage: Eukaryota; Viridiplantae; Streptophyta; Magnoliopsida; Brassicales; Cleomaceae
Exons: 2
Source: RefSeq, a predicted model, not a curated record